AUGCGAAGACCGAGCCUGUGCGGACCGAGCCUUCCGCCACAUGUCCCUGGACAUGUGCAGGGCUGGCUUCUGGCGGAGCUGGACCUGGAAACGGAGGGGACGGGAAGCAUCCUGGGUGCAUUGGAAUGGUGGGGUGAGGAAAAUCCUGUUCUGCUUCAGGUCAGAGGAAGCCAGUGGAACGAGGCGCCCAGAAGCGCAGAGUUUCCCAUUCGAGCUUCACCCAAGCGGUUUAUGACAUACUUGAAGGAUAUGCAAUUUCUGAGGGUUCACUUGUACUGUGCCUAUGGUGGCAUGGACCAGGCUUCGAAACACGUGGGCUUGUGUGAAGUAAGCUUGCUGCCAUUUCUGCGUGGGCCAGAUACAGACUACAAGCUGCAUUUGGAUGGCCAUUUUCCUGUUGUGAAGAGCAGUUCUGACCACAUCACAGUUGGGCAGCUCCGAUUGCGCCUGGACACAGAGUGGGCUGAACAUGCAGAGUUGCGUCCCAAGCAGGAUGCGCUUUCGUCUUUUGAGGCUCAUGAAUGGAAAGCAAAGCUGGAAGAGAGCAAGGCUUCCGUGCCGCCUCCAACCGAUGAAGCCGCUGUCCUGCAAGCCGCUGUCCCGCUGACCGAUGAGGCACGUGGUCGACAUUUGCAGGUGCACUUGUGUGGAGUGCGUUUCAAGGCCUCUGCCAUGAAGGAAAGAAGUAUUACCAUCACAUACCGUUUGGACUUGAACCAAGAGGUUUCAGUCAAUGCCGAGCUGGAAGAUGGAGAUGAAGCGUGUGCCCUUUUGGGCUCGGUCAAAACUUCCAGCACACCCAUUUGGCCCGAUGGCUCAGGAGGCGAGCCAGCGCUGAAGUCAUUGCAUUUCCACUUUUGGCAAAGCUCUAGGCUUGUGGGACUUUCAACUGCAAAGCUUCCCUCCACAUUGUCGCUCGAAGCUGACCGUGCGAGAAGGUCGCUGCUUCUGACAGCUGACCUUGAUGUCACGUCUCUGACUUCUGGUGAUGUUCUUGGUCUCCUCAAGCUUGCCUUGUAUGUGGUGCCGCCUGGAGCCUUAACAUCACCCGCCCAGCUGACCUCGCUGCCAGCACCACUGGCCACUCCAGAUUCAGCGGCACCUCAGGAUGCAACGCAGGUGUCUCAGAUCCAUCUUAGCGAGUUGGAAGGAUCCACGGCUGCGAGGCCUGCCUGGCCUGGCUGGCCUGCCUCCAGUCCGAAACCGACAGAUACUUCAGCAGACCUUGUGCUAGUUGCUUCUGCAGUUUCCUUUGAAGAUGUGAUGGCCAGAUGCCCUGGCUUCAACUCCUUGGAGGAGAUUCCAAAAGCUUUUGAUUUCGACCACUUUUGCGAAGGACUUCUGGGUGCAGUUGACGGAUUGACCGCUCAGCAGGCAGCGCGCUUGGCUGCUGAAGCCAAGUGUGGGCAGAGCACAGUGAGCUUGGAUCUUUGGAAGGGUGUCUUACGAGAAACGUUUUCACGUAUAGAGGCUGCCAUGAACCUUUUGCAAGAGGUCAUUGGUGGAGAUGGGCUGGGGUGGCUUGUGGAACAACUGGCAUCCUUCGGCCACACAUCUUUGCAAAACACUCAGCUUGUGGCACUCGUAGCUCAGAAGCGGCGUGCGGCUAUCCCCUGGCAGCUCAUGGAGGAAUGCCUUAAGCUCUUGGAUCCCUCUGGCCAGGGGAUAGCUGCCCGCCCCGUGGCGAAACUUCUGUCUAAACGAGCCGAAGCUUAUUGGCUAGCUAGGCACGAGCAGGUGCAUCGGGCACGAGCUGCAGAUCCGGUGCAUCAAGCAUCCGGCAGUCCUGGCGAAGCCAGUUUUGUUGCGCCAGAAUCACCUGCCGCUAGGCAACUGAUUUCUGCUCUGCUUUGUUUGAUAAGGUCAGGUGAGCUUGACAUAAAUGAGGUGGCACAGCAGCUUGAUGCAGCUGCAAUUAGGGUCUCCGAAAGAAAGCCAGCCCUUUGGUGCUCUCCAUUGCCCGAGCCAGUGGCGGUGGCAAAUAUCUUAGAAGGCGACGCAGAAGGAACACUCAAGGCUUUAGAAGUUUGGCAGUCGCUCCAUUUGCCGACCUCAGUCUCAGCCGCCGUCAUGGCCCUCAGAAGCCUCACCAAGGCUUCCUCCUCCGCGAGCCCCUCGUCUUCCGGAACUCUUCCGCGACUCCGUGCGAGCGAGUCCAUUCGACGGAUGGCCCAAAACCAGGUCCCAACUGCUGGGCCACGUUCCGAAGACCUCUUCCGGGCCUUGCUGAGUAUUGCCAUGGGCCCUGAGCAGCUCCGCAGCCGGCUACGGAGCGCGUGUGGCACGGUGGGGUCCAACAGGGUGCAUUUGGACCAAUUCGCAGACACCUUGCAGAAGGCUGGGGUCAUUAUGGCCUCGGCAGACUUGCUGGAGGUCGGCCGCCUUUGGGCUCCAGAGGGAUUGCUGGAGAUUGAUGCGCUGCAUGCAGACCACUACAUUUGGCUUGCACAGCGCACUCCCCAGCUGGACCGUUUGGGCCUUCUCCAAGCAGUUCCCGUGGACCUCACCUCGAUGAACCAGCUAAGCAGGCUGGAUUUGCCGCCUUAUGUCCUUUUUGCCUGCCUAGAUGUACAACAUCAAGGCUGCUUGUCCGAAGAAGCCUUGCGGAAACUGGAGGAAUGGCCUUCACCCGUAGCACACUUGGUAUCUGGAGCAAACAUGCUGUAUGACCCGGCGGGCCAUGGGGUGGUGACAUAUGCUAAUUUCAGGCGUUUGUGCAAUUACUUGGAUCGACUGCGCCCCCGGGGUCGUGCUGACGUUCUGGAGAUGCGAACGCUAGUGCGAGAAGCUGUGGUGCAGCUCAGUGGCUACACUGACGGGACAAACUCAUUCUCUCGAGAGAAGGGCGUCGAUGGCCUCGCAGACAUGUUUGGCUUAAUGCGCUUGUUGCAACAUGUGGGACUAAGACAAGACCUGGCCGAACUACUCGCCGGCGCAUUCCUGGCCGUCAGGGAGCCUCACUCAAGCUCAAGCUCAUAUCGGGCAUUCUUUGUGACGAUGUUUCAUGGCCAAAUGCUUUUACAACGACAUGUGGAAGACCUCCUAAAAGCCUGCUUUGCGGCAUCAUUGGAAUUAGAGACCAUCUUGGAAGACCUGAUGCCGAGGGGAAGCACCUCUGGUGCACUUGGAUGGGAUACUUUGCUUGCCGCUCUAGUUGCUGGGGGAGUUGAUGUGUCAAAGAUCGAUACUGAAGAAAUUGUUUGUGCACUGGAUCCCUCUGGCCAAGGUUUGGUCCCGGUGGCUGAUCUGCUUGCCACUGCAAAAGCUUUCAAUGGACGACACGUUGCAGUUCUGCAGAAUCUGGCGCAUCGUGCGCACAGCAGUGAUGGGCAUGGCCAUGGCUUCAUGCACCUGAUCUCAUUGCACAAGGCGAAAGGGAACCAUGGGAAUUUCACAUGA
Durusdinium trenchii is the source of this 3399-nucleotide messenger RNA. NCBI's taxonomy places the organism in Eukaryota, Dinophyceae, Suessiales, Symbiodiniaceae. The record is from the annotation of a GenBank genome assembly.